AAAGGCCCCGCCGCGGCAGGGACCCGGGAGUGGGCACAUGGGGGUGCGGGUGUGCAGGUGCCAAGCGCCAUGGGUUAGGCCCGAGAUUGGAGUCCGGCCGCCCCCCGACAGCAGCCGCCUCCUGCUCCCCGCGCGCCCCAGGCGCCACCAUGUCGGGCGACAAACUUCUGAGCGAACUCGGCUAUAAGCUGGGACGCACGAUAGGCGAGGGCAGUUACUCCAAGGUGAAGGUGGCCACGUCCAAGAAGUACAAGGGCACGGUGGCCAUCAAGGUGGUGGACCGGCGGCGCGCGCCACCCGACUUCGUCAACAAGUUUCUGCCGCGUGAGCUGUCCAUCCUUCGGGGCGUGCGGCACCCGCACAUCGUGCACGUCUUCGAGUUCAUCGAAGUGUGCAACGGGAAGCUGUAUAUCGUGAUGGAGGCGGCCGCCACCGACCUGCUGCAGGCAGUGCAGCGCAACGGGCGCAUCCCCGGGAGUCAGGCGCGCGACCUCUUCGCGCAAAUCGCUGGGGCUGUGCGCUACCUGCAUGACCACCACCUCGUGCACCGUGACCUCAAGUGCGAAAACGUGUUGCUGAGCCCCGACGAGCGCCGCGUCAAGCUCACUGACUUUGGCUUUGGUCGCCAGGCACACGGUUAUCCUGACCUGAGCACCACCUACUGCGGCUCCGCCGCCUACGCGUCGCCUGAGGUUCUCUUGGGUAUCCCAUACGACCCCAAGAAGUACGACGUGUGGAGCCUGGGCGUCGUGCUCUACGUCAUGGUCACCGGGUGCAUGCCCUUCGAUGACUCGGAUAUCGCUGGUCUGCCCAGGCGCCAGAAGCGCGGCGUCCUCUACCCCGAUGGCCUCGAGGUGUCCGAGCGCUGCAGGGCCCUGAUCGCAGAACUGCUGCAGUUCAGCCCCUCUGCCAGGCCCUCAGCGGGCCAGGUAGCGCGCAACGGCUGGCUGCGUGCGGGGGACUCCGGCUAGAAGCCGGGGUUCCCACCAUUCCCGCCGUCCCGAGCACUGCGCAAGCGCAGCGCACGCGCGUGAAGCGCGCUUCCGUACCCCCGCGAAGCCGACACGCGCCACUGCGCACGCGCAUUUCCCCCUUUUUCCUGUCUGGACGGCUGGGGCCGUAGUCGCCCCUGUUUGGAAUCUAACCCCUCUCCCCACGAUCCCGAGAGCAGGAGGGCGCAAGCGCUUCCUCUGUUCCCCAAGAGAAGGCCUCGGGAGGGGAAGGGACGAGAAGAAACGGAAGCAUUGCGCCAGCGUGGAAUGAGCGACGGCUGCUGGCAGGCGGUGGCUACCUGGAGGAGCUGCCCGCGAGUGGACGCGGGUGGAGGGCGCCCUUCUCUAGGCAGCCGCGCAUGCCGGUGGGCGAAGGCGCGCUCCCGGCACUGCCUCCUUGCAACUUGCAAUAAACUCGCUCUUCCUCGAA
Molecule: messenger RNA, 1422 nt
Organism: Canis lupus familiaris (dog)
Lineage: Eukaryota; Metazoa; Chordata; Mammalia; Carnivora; Canidae
Gene: TSSK6
Product: testis specific serine kinase 6
Exons: 1
Coding region: 150-971 (273 amino acids)
Biological process (GO): microtubule cytoskeleton organization; protein phosphorylation; intracellular signal transduction
Cellular component (GO): cytoplasm
Molecular function (GO): ATP binding; tau-protein kinase activity; protein serine/threonine kinase activity
Source: RefSeq, a predicted model, not a curated record